Messenger RNA from Aspergillus niger, 129 nucleotides. RefSeq lists its product as hypothetical. The transcript has a single exon. The record is from RefSeq and is a predicted model, not a curated record. Lineage: Eukaryota; Fungi; Ascomycota; Eurotiomycetes; Eurotiales; Aspergillaceae. The coding region runs from base 1 to 129 and encodes 42 amino acids.
AUGCUCGCCUACAACGACAACACAACCUUCUUCGCAGACAAGGCGCCCAAAGGGCCAACGAAGAGCAAAGUCUUCGCAACUCAAGACGACCAUCCUCUCGAGCUAUCCAUCACAUGGAGAGAGGCUUGA